AUGAAGCGCAAGUCGGAUGCGCAACGAGAGCUGGAAGUUCUUCAGCAUGUGGUGGACGUGGGAAGCCCUGCGAAGCGCCGGGCUGUGUCGCGUACAUCGUCGACCACCUCGCAGAGUCCUGCGCACGCAGGCCUCGCCGAUGCGCAGUCGUCGCCAAUCGCCAAUGGUGCGCAGAUCGGAAGAGUAAAGAGUACGAGCAAAGGCACCGGGCCGCAGGGGAUAGGAAUCGACAUCUCUGAGCAACGGCGCGUAGUCGAGUCGUCCAGCAGUGUAGACAUGCUACCAGCUGGUCGCGUCUUCCCCAUCCAAAUCGGCUCGGCGCUCUUCAGACUCUCCGGCGCAUCGCUAUGUUCAGACGCACCCUCCUACUUCUCGCACUUCUUCAGCGAACAACUACAAAGCGCCGCCGGCCGUGCAACCGACAUGAAGACCCUCUACAUCGACCGCGACCCGGACACCUUCCGCGACAUUGCCCUGCACUUGCAAGGGUACCACAUCGUCCCCCAGAACGGCGAGCACUUCGUCAAGCUCUUCGCCGACGCACAUUUCUACUCGCUCCCGCGCCUGACGAAACAGCUUUUCAAGAGCGAUAUCUUCAUCGACAUCGGCGGCACCCCGUUCCGCAUACCGCGCGAUUCCUUCUCCGCACCCGGCAACUCUCCCAACUACUUCAGCCUGGGGUUUGCGCAGUGGUUCAGCACGCCGCUGGAGGUGUUCCCGGGUCUGGACCGGAGUGCGCUGCUGCGCCCACCCAGCAUCAGUCCACCGUCCGUGCCGAACAGGAGUGGGGACGUAUUUGGCGAGCUGAUGAGGAUGCUGCAGGGCUACGAGGUGGAGAUCAGGAGCGAGACGCAUCGAGCGAACCUGCUCCGGGAUGCGCGGUACUUUCAUCUCAAGGGGCUGGAGCAGAAGCUGAUCAACUGCGCGAUGAGCUGGAAUGCAGACAGGGGCCAGAACGAGAUCCUCAUCCGACUCGAGGAUAUACGACAGAGCGGCGUCGGAUUCCUCCCAGACGCACGCAAUGCAGCAGAGCAUGUUGAACAGAGCAUAGCAGGGGGAAGCGUGACAUACGCGCGCCCCUACACCGACGACGCGGGCGCAAUUAACCACCUCGUGCUAGAGACGAGCAGCACCGAGUCCGCCUCUCUUGCCCUCCAGCCGGCUUCCCUGGGUGCAGCGAGCGCUCACGUGACAGUCUCGUUCCACGGCGACGCCCUGCGCCGCAUAACAUCCCUCCUCGCUAUCGUAGCUGCCAAGAUGGGUCUCCUGUCCACACAGGCCCUCGCACCGCCGCGAGCCGCUAUCCCAGUCCGCAUAGACGGCAACACCAGCCUGAGUCUCGAUGGCAAGGAUGUAGAUUUAGCAAGCAAUGCUGUGCAGAGACAGCCUGAAGUGCAGUGGACGGUCAUAAGGGCGCAUUGGCGGAUACGUGUCGAGCCCACUGGGACGGUGGAUGGGUAUGGGGAUGAGCAUGGGGGAGAGAGGUUAGUGGCGGUGCUGGAGGCUGUUAAAGUUGACGCGUUUACGAACGAGAGGAGGCGGAAUACAGCGAGGGCGUUUCUGACUGCUUGA
Messenger RNA from Didymella exigua CBS 183.55, 1572 nucleotides. RefSeq lists its product as uncharacterized. The record is from RefSeq and is a predicted model, not a curated record. Bases 1 to 1572 code for a protein of 523 amino acids. The transcript is spliced from 2 exons. Lineage: Eukaryota; Fungi; Ascomycota; Dothideomycetes; Pleosporales; Didymellaceae.